GCUUAGAUAUUGAGGCGGCCCGAAAAGAGGAGGAGCGGAUCAUGCUUAGGGACGCUCGGCAGUGGCUCAAUAGUGGUCAAAUCCAGGACACCCGGCAUGCAAAAUCUGGAGGCACGGCGCUUCAUGUAGCUGCUGCAAAAGGAUACGUGGAGGUUUUAAAGCUUUUAAUCCAAGCAGGGUAUGAUGUAAAUAUUAAGGACAAUGAUGGCUGGACUCCUCUACAUGCAGCAGCACACUGGGGCAAAGAGGAGGCGUGUAGGAUACUGGUGGAGAAUCUAUGUGACAUGGACAUUGUUAAUAAAAUGGGCCAGACCGCUUUAGAUGUAGCAGAUGAAGACGUUCUGGGAUACUUAGAAGAGCUACAAAAGAAACAAAAUCUGCUGAUGAAUGAGAAGAAAGAUGUUAAGAAAUCUCCUUUGAUUGAAACAACAACAACCACAGGGGACAACAACCAGUCACUACAACCACUCAAGAG
This is a messenger RNA of Nematolebias whitei (Rio pearlfish), 475 nucleotides long. Its product is annotated as protein phosphatase 1 regulatory subunit 12A-like. Gene Ontology annotation, cellular component: cytoplasm; Z disc; A band. Lineage: Eukaryota; Metazoa; Chordata; Actinopteri; Cyprinodontiformes; Rivulidae. The record is from RefSeq and is a predicted model, not a curated record. The annotation marks the transcript as partial. Gene Ontology annotation, molecular function: phosphatase regulator activity; protein binding; enzyme inhibitor activity. The transcript has 4 exons.